Paraglomus brasilianum is the source of this 360-nucleotide messenger RNA. The record is from the annotation of a GenBank genome assembly. Lineage: Eukaryota; Fungi; Glomeromycota; Glomeromycetes; Paraglomerales; Paraglomeraceae.
AUGGAGUCCUUCACAAAAGGUGUGAAAGCACCUACAGGGCAAUAUAACGGCUCAUCCCUCCACGUCUUGAUCGUAAAAACGCGCUGGAAUAGCGAAAUCGUGGAUUCUCUUGUCGAGGGGGCCAUUAACACUCUAACCUCCCACAGAGUCAAUCGUAGCAACAUACAUAUCGAAGACGUCGCCGGUUCUUAUGAAUUACCUUUUGCAACAAAAAGGAUCUUGCAAGGCGGACGGUUCCAGGUUGCCAUAGCUAUUGGGGUCUUAAUCAAAGGCGACACUAUGCAUUUCGAGUAUAUCGCAGAAGCUGUCAGUCAUGGUCUAAUGAGUGUUGGGCUAGAUACUGAGAGCGGGACUAGUUGA